Aspergillus affinis is the source of this 2064-nucleotide messenger RNA. RefSeq names its product transcription factor domain-containing protein. Gene Ontology annotation, molecular function: DNA binding; DNA-binding transcription factor activity, RNA polymerase II-specific; zinc ion binding. Lineage: Eukaryota; Fungi; Ascomycota; Eurotiomycetes; Eurotiales; Aspergillaceae. Gene Ontology annotation, biological process: DNA-templated transcription; regulation of DNA-templated transcription. The record is from RefSeq and is a predicted model, not a curated record. Bases 1 to 2064 code for a protein of 687 amino acids. The transcript is spliced from 2 exons.
AUGCUCUCCCUCAUCGAUAGCGACCGCGACGAAGUAUUCUCUCGCCUGCGCAGUUGUCUCUCAUGUCGCACUCGCAAAAUCAAAUGUGACCGCCAACGGCCGUGUGCCAAUUGUGAACGCCUUGACGUGCACUGUGUCUAUCCCCCAGGACCAGGCCGUGCCCCCAAACAACCCCGGGCUACGCGAGAUGCUCGACUGCUGGACCGCGUCUCCAGGCUGGAAACGAUCAUCCGUCGACUGGAAGAGGAGAACGACCAGUUGGCUAAGUCGCCACUUGCCAACCCUAGUCAUGCGUCCAAUUCUACCUCCGGCACGAAUCCGCCAGUUGACAACGUUCUCUGGGCACGCCUGGGAGAUGAGAUUGAGGAAUUGCGCGACGCGUUGUACGAGCCCACAUCGGAGGCGGAGGACGGCAGCCUGACAGAGGAUCUCACCAUCGAGAGCGUCUGUGCCAAUUCGCAACCUGUACCUCGUGGCUUGGGGACCAACGCCGCUGUCAUGGGCUUCCGCUCACUGGCAUCAUCCCUGACGGCGCUCCACCCCUCUCUGUCGGAGUCGGUCGCGUUACUAGAGAUCUUCAAGCAAAACGUGGCUCCUCUGGUGCGAAUCUUCCACUUGCCCACCCUGUUACAGCUCUACUGGUACGCUGUGGCUUCAGUAGAUACAGUCGACAAGAACAUGGAGGCCCUACUAUUUGCAAUCUAUUAUUCUGCCGUGAUUAGCAUGAGCCUUGAUCAAUGCCUGACCAUCUUGGGCGUGGCGCGAUCUCAUGGAUUAAGAACAUAUCGCUUCGCAGUAGAGCAAGCGCUUGCACGCGCGAAUCUGCUUAACACUCAGAACCUGAUUCUCUUGCAGUCAGUUGUACUAUUUCUUACUGCACUCCGCAACGAGGAUGACUCCCGCACCGUGUGGUCCCUCACGGCUCUCAUCUUUCAUAUUGCACAGGAAAUGGGCCUGCAUCGCGAUGGAGCUACAUUCAACCUACAACCGCUGGAGACUGAGCUACGCCGGCGUUUAUGGUGGUAUAUCUGCCUGCUCGACAACCGGUCCUCUGAAUACCAUGGCUGCCAGCCCAUUGUCCAAGAUGAAUCUACUUUCGACACGCGUAUGCCUCUUAAUAUCAACGACAACGACCUGACCGCAGACAUGCGCGAGCCCCCCCCUGAACGCGACGGCGCCACUGAGAUGACCUUCUGCCUGAUCCGGUGCCAGGCAAUGCGCGUUAUGUGGAAAAUCGGCUACAUCCCCACCAGCAUGCCCGAUGCCCCGUGCCAGAAUCCCAACCAUUCGGCGAGCAACGGCAUCACCUCUCUCGCCGACCGGGAAGCGCUGGCCCAGGAGUUGCAAGUCCGCCUUGAGACACAGUACCUGCGCCAUUAUGUCUCUGAAGAUCCCUUCCACCACGUAGCCGUCGCCGUAACAAGAUUGAUCAUCGCCCGGACCUGGCUGGUCGUGUACUACCCCCAGGGCCAGACGGACGCGACCGCGACCGCGGGGAUCGUGUAUCCGCAUCAUAACGACCGUCUCUUCGAUCUUUCACUCCAGGUCCUCGAGCUCUCUAGCGCUCUCCUCACAAACAAGGAUAUCCAGCAAUGGUCCUGGCACUACCAGACUCAUUUCCAGUGGCAUGCCACCGUCUUCGUCCUCUCGGAGAUCUGCCGGCGGUCGCCAUCGCCGGAGUGCGAUCGCGCCUGGGAAUACGUCAAUGCCGUCUACGACCGAUGGAGCAUGAAAGAAAGCGAGAAGCGAGGCGCGCUGUGGAGGCCGAUCAUGCAGUUGAUGGCAAAGGCGCGAUAUGUAAGGGAGAUCCAGCACACUUCAUCGGGGUCUGGCUGGCGGCGUGAGUCGGGGAACGGCCUUGAACAACCCGACAAGGGGCUGAAUGGGGGAGAAAAUUGCUCGACUGUGGCGGAGGCGCGGUUGGAUUUUGGGGCAAGCGGCAUGCCCAGUGUAUUUUCCUUCGGCGGACUGGAUUCCCUGAUGGACAUAUUUCCUGACGGGAGUAUGGGCCAGCUGCGUCAGCAGGGGAUUGGGUAUUCAUUAAACGCUGCAGAUCUUAUCUAG